Molecule: messenger RNA, 919 nt
Organism: Diversispora eburnea
Lineage: Eukaryota; Fungi; Glomeromycota; Glomeromycetes; Diversisporales; Diversisporaceae
Source: the annotation of a GenBank genome assembly
AUGUCUGUCAUGUCUACUGCUGAUGCUACUCCUACCAAUACAACGGAUUUAUUUAAUUCACAUUCCUCUUCUAAAGGAAAAGAAAAGGAAGAUACUACUACUUACAUUGUAUCACAACAAUCUCAAGGAGAAUCUGAUUCUUAUACCAAAGAAGAUAAAUUGAAGAAAGCAUCUGGAAUGUUAUUUGGAAAACAACAAGAUGUCACUGAAUGUAUGGAUAAUGUUAUGUUUCAAUUGGAAGCGGCUCUGAAAUCUAUCAUGACAAAUGAAAAUGCUCAAGCUGAAAGAGAAGUUACUUUAAUAACAUCACCUCCAAUACUUCAAAUUCAAAGAGUACAAUUUGAUCGAUCAACUUCAAACAUCUAUAAAUCAAAUGCAUACCUUCGAUUCGAAAAAGCAAUCUAUCUUGAUAGAUAUCUUGAUAAGAAUCGAGAAAUCUUACGUAAUUUAAUUAAGGAAGCAAAUGAAUGGAGAAAAGAAAUUGAUACCUUACAAGAAGAACUUAAGGAUUUUUCUCGUGAUAAGGUUAUCGAUUUACUUAAAUCAUCGGCUGAAUUUGUUCAAUCCUUAAAAAAUGAGGAUUUCAUAAUGGAUGAAAAUUUUGGACGGGAAUUAGAAGAAGAAAGUGAUUGGGUGGUUAAAAAAAUAAAUGAAUAUGAAGGCAGAAUAAAUUCUUUAAGAUAUUCAUUAAAUACUCAAUACAAUCAUCUAACUGAAUGUAAAUAUUUAUUACACGCCGUAUUUAUUCAUAGCGGUCAAGCGAAUUUUGGUCAUUAUUGGAUAUACAUUUAUGAUUUUGAAAAGAAUCGAUGGUUAAAAUAUAACGAUUCUUAUGUUGACGAGAAUGAAGUAUUUGCUGAUACAACUGGUUCUUCAGCAAAUCCAUAUUGCAUGGUUUAUGUACGAGAGCAAGUAUGCC